AAACGUACUUAACUAUACGGUCACACGUUAAGUGCCAACAGUUCUGGUUAGAAUCUGGGGUGAGUCGGGUUAGUGCUCGAAAAUACAAGUGAUAUUGAGUUAUUCGAAAAUGCAGAAUAUUUACGUCGUAAUCCUUACAUUUGCUGUAUUAGGCAACACAGCAACCGCUACGUUUUGGCGUCGUCAUGGACAUGGUAAUUGGGGGCAUAGGCCCCCUUGGGGUCAUCCACACCAUGUAGGGUAUGCCUACGGCCAGCACCCCUAUUACCAUCCUCACCCUCAUAAUUGGGGUUUUAACCAAGGUUAUCCUAAUUGGGGGUAUCCUAUAAAUACGAUUACGAGUCCUCCACCACAUUUUCCAAGUUUACCAAAUUUUCAAAUCGGGACAAACUUCGUACCUGCCCAACCAACUGCCACAGUAGGAACAAUUCAGCAAACGAUAAACCCACCUGACACAAUAGGAACAAUUCAGCAAACGUUAAAACCAACUGACGGAAUAGGAUCAAUUCAGCAAACGAUAAACCCACCUAACACAAUAGGAACAAAUCAGCAAACGAUAAACCCACCUAACACAAUAGGAACAAUUCAGCAAACGAUAAACCCACCUAACACAAUAGGAACAAAUCAGCAAACGAUAAACCCACCUAACACAAUAGGAACAAAUCAGCAAACGAUAAACCCACCUAACACAAUAGGAACAAUUCAGCAAACGAUAAAACCAACUCACGCAAUAGGAACAACUCAGCAAACGUUACUACCAAGUGACACAACAAAACCAAACCAUCCACCAUCAAAUUACACUUCGGUACAUAUUAACCCUCCAAGAAUUACCCCAAGUGUCACGACACCAGUAUAUCAACCUGUAUGUGGUACUAAUUAUGAGACUUACGAAAACAUGGACCAGUUUCUCAGCGCUCAGAAAUCCGGAAAGAAUAUUAGAAUUUUCUUAAGAAGACCAUGUCCAUCACUGGGUGUGGGUGAAACGAAGUCUAUUAAGGUUCAAUGUAUAGCGUCUUGCUAUAAAUCAGAAGACAACCAACCAAUUUGUGGAUCCGAUGAUAUUACAUACGAUAACCCAGCGAUGCUAUUGUGUGUCCAAAUGUGUGGAUAUGAUGUGAAAGUAAAACAUAUAUCACCAUGUCGACAAGUAAACAACUAUACCAAUAACAAUCCCUCGAUCUCAAAUGGUAAUGAUCAAACAGUAAAUCCGCUAUCGCCUGCCGUUCAGAUCAGUAUGAACACAUUUAUGGACAUCAUAGAACUCUGUAUGACAAUGAACGUUAGCUCUAAUCAGAUAGACUAUGAACAGUAUUGCGGCUACAAUAUUGCAACGCUACAGAAUUUGUUAUGUACUCAAAAUGAUAAUGUAAAUCAAAUGAUAAUCACUACUCCAACUCCACCUCCAACUCCAACUCCAACUACAUUUUGGCAACCGGAAUUAGUAGCUUGCGUGAAAGUGUGCCCUCAUACUCCGGAAUACAAUCCUGUUUGUGGCACUAAUGGUAUCACAUUUGAAAAUCUUAGUAUUUUACGAUGCGUGCAGCUGUGUGGUGUCAGUGUUAACAUUCAUCGAGCUUCGGCAUGCUCUCCGGCAGUAGAUACACAACAAACAACUAAUGACGAAAAUGGAGAAGUUCAAAAUGUGAAUAAUGAAAACAAACCCGUGCCAAACAACAACAGCAGUGAGACAAUACCCUCUGAAGUCCCAUUGGACAAUUUCGGAGGAGUUACUAAAACCACUACAGAGGCAGAUGAAACAAUUGACAUCGAUCCUAGAAUUCUUCAAAUUGCGAAUGAUAAAACAUAGUUCAUAAUCUUACCACAUAAUCAACGAAGCCAAAGCCUUAGCUUCAAAAGUAUGCUACGGCUACCAAACUUUUUUAGUAAUAAAAGAAAAUUAAAAAAGCACGUUAUCAAGAUAAA
Molecule: messenger RNA, 1923 nt
Organism: Manduca sexta (tobacco hornworm)
Lineage: Eukaryota; Metazoa; Arthropoda; Insecta; Lepidoptera; Sphingidae
Product: serine protease inhibitor dipetalogastin
Exons: 7
Coding region: 110-1807 (565 amino acids)
Molecular function (GO): serine-type endopeptidase inhibitor activity; protein binding
Source: RefSeq, a predicted model, not a curated record